Salvia splendens (bonfire salvia) is the source of this 2759-nucleotide messenger RNA. RefSeq names its product pentatricopeptide repeat-containing protein At3g57430, chloroplastic. NCBI's taxonomy places the organism in Eukaryota, Viridiplantae, Streptophyta, Magnoliopsida, Lamiales, Lamiaceae. The coding region runs from base 35 to 2611 and encodes 858 amino acids. Gene Ontology annotation, biological process: RNA modification. The record is from RefSeq and is a predicted model, not a curated record. The transcript has a single exon. Gene Ontology annotation, molecular function: zinc ion binding; protein binding; RNA binding.
ACACAUCACACCCUCAUCCGCUAAUGUAAUAAGCAUGCACUGCUCCCUCCCAAUUCCUUCCUCACCAUCUCUCCCCAAUUCAAUCCAAACCCAAAAUCCACCGCUCAUCCCCACCGCACCACCCGACCUCACCCGCUCCAAACACUCAUGGAUCGAAUCCCUCCGCUCCCACGCCCGCUCAAACUCCCCCAAUCAAGCCCUCACCACUUUCAUCCAAAUGCAAGCCGCCGGAAUUCCCCCCGACAAUUACGCUUUCCCCGCCGCCUUAAAGGCCGCCACCGCCCUCCAAGACCUCCGCCUCGGCAAGCAGAUUCACGCCUCCCUCGUCAAAUUGGGCUACGAUUCCCACGCCACUGUCUCCAACACUGUUCUGCACAUGUACGCCAAAUGCGGCAGUGAAGUCGAGCAAGUCUUCAAGGUGUUCGACAGAAUUCCCCAAAGAGACCAGGUUUCUUGGAACUCGCUGAUAAACGCCCUGUGUAAAUAUGAGGAGUGGGAGUUGGCUUUGGAGGCUUUCCGCUUGAUGGGGCUGGAGAAAAUCGAGCCUAGCUCGUUUACUUUAGUCAGUGUCGCUCUUGCUUGUAGCAAUUUGAAAAGGGGCGAUGGAUUGAGGCUUGGGAAGCAGCUUCAUGGGUAUAGCUUGAGAGUCGAUGAGAGAAAGACGUUUACGGAUAAUUCUUUGAUGGCGAUGUAUGCGAAAUUGGGGAGAGUGGAUGAUGCUAGGAUCAUAUUUGAGUGUUUUGCUCAUCGUGAUAUGGUGUCGUGGAACACGAUCAUCAGUGCGUUUUCGCAGAGUGAUAGAUUCUACGAGGGUUUGGAGUGUUUCCGUGGUAUGAAUGAUGAAGGGUUUAAGCCGGAUGGGGUUACCAUUUCGAGCGUGCUCCCGGCUUGUUCCCAUUUGGAGCUGUUGGAUUUGGGGAAAGAGAUUCAUACUUUUGUAGUGAGGAAUGAUGGUUUCAUGAGGAAUUCCUUUGUGACAAGUGCUUUGGUGGAUAUGUAUUGUAACUGUAAGCAAGUUGUGAGUGGGAGAAGAGUUUUCGAGAGUGCAUUGGAUCGGAAGCUUGGGACAUGGAAUGCUAUGUUUGCUGGCUAUGCGCAAAACGGGUUUUACUUGGAGGCGGUGAGGUUGUUCAUGAAGUUGAUGGUUAUGUCCGGUUUAUUCCCUAACCCGACCACAAUGGCUAGUGUGUUGCCGGCUUGUGUGCACUGCGAUGCUUUUGUUGAUAAAGAGGUUAUGCACGGAUACGUCUUGAAGCUGGGGCUUGGGAGUGAUAGAUACGUUCAAAAUGCUCUAAUGGACUUGUAUUCCAGGGUCGGGAAGGUGGAUGUUUCGGAAUAUAUAUUUCACAGUAUGGAAAGCAAAGAUAUCGUGUCUUACAACACAAUGAUAACUGGCUAUGUGGUGUGUGGUUACCACGAAGAUGCUCUUAUCUUAUUACACGAGAUGCAAACAGCUGAAAAGAACGUUGAGGUCUCGUUUAGACCUAAUUCUGUAACACUCAUGACCAUUCUCCCUGGCUGUGCUGCUCUGGCAGCUCUAGCGAAAGGAAAGGAGAUUCAUGCUUAUGCGUUUAGAAAUGGAUUGGAAUCGGAUGUGGCUGUUGGAAGUGCGCUCGUUGAUAUGUAUGCCAAGUGCGGUUGCUUGGUUAUGGCUCGGAGAGUUUUUGAGAGCAUGCCUAAUAGGAAUGUAAUAACAUGGAAUGCUAUGAUCCUAGCUUGUGGGAUGCACGGAGAGGGAGACAGGGCGUUGGCACUUUUUAGGAAAAUGGCGGACGAAGUUGAGCCUAACGAGGUUACUUUUAUUGCAGUAUUUGCAGCUUGCAGUCAUUCCGGGCUGGUUGAUGAAGGCAAAAGAUUGUUCCAGACGAUGAAAGUAGAACAUGGAGUCGAACCUAUUGCUGAUCACUAUGCUUGUGUUGUUGACCUUCUUGGUCGAGCAGGGCGGCUUGAUGAAGCGCAUGACAUCAUCAACUCGAUGCCUGUGGGGCUCGACAAGGUUGGGGUGUGGAGUAGUUUGCUUGGUGCUUGCAGGAUCCAUCAAAACGUAGAGCUCGGGGAGAUCUCAGCAUCCAAUCUGUUUAAGCUAGAAGCGAACGUUGCGAGCCAUUACGUCCUGCUGUCAAAUAUCUACUCUUCGGCCGGGCUCUGGGAGAAGGCUAAUGAAGUUCGUAGGAAUAUGAAAAGCAGGCGGCUGAAGAAAGAACCCGGAUGCAGCUGGAUCGAGUACAGUGGCGAGGUGCACAAGUUUGUGGCUGGGGACACGAGGCACCCCCAGAGCGAGCAGCUGUACGCAUAUCUGAAUGAUCUGUUCGAUAGGAUGAAGAGGGACGGUUACGUGCCUGACACGUCGUGUGUUCUUCACAAUGUUGACGAGGAGGAGAAGGAGAGCCUGCUGUGUGGGCACAGCGAGCGACUGGCGAUUGCGUUCGGCCUCCUUAACACGCCUCGUGGCUCGACCAUUCGAGUCUCGAAGAAUCUGAGAGUCUGUAACGAUUGCCACUCUGCGACAAAAUUCAUCUCCAAGAUUGUUGAUAGGGAGAUUGUUGUGAGGGAUGUUAGGCGGUUCCAUCAUUUCAAGGAUGGUGCUUGCUCUUGUGGAGAUUAUUGGUGAUUUUUGUAGACAGGCAGUGUUGAUGUAAUCAAAGAAAUCAAGAAAAUACAAAUUGUAAUGUAGAAAAUUUUAGAAAAAAAUAUGAAUCUGUAGCUACCUACCCUUAUUUUCCAGCCAUUUACUCUAUAAUCAAUUUUCUUUGUUAAAA